UUCAGCCAAAUCUUGACCAUAAGUAAUGUUAUUUUUGUAACUUUAUAUACAUGUUGAUUUGUAAAAGUCGCCAAUGAUUAAAUGAGCUUCAGGGAAAUACUAUUAAACGGGUGGAUACUUACAUAUUUAAUUACUUGUUGUGACGUAUUUAAAAACUACUAUUAGAAAUUACAGUUAUGCGAUGAAAGACAAGCGAAAAAAAGGAGUUCAUUUUUAAAACAUAAAAAUAUUUGGAAAAAUUAUCCAAAAUGAAAUCAUUGUUUUGUGCUGUGAUAUUCGGAACAAUUUUGUUGGUCAUGUCUAAUUGGACUUCAUUACACAAUUCAUCUGAACAAUUGCAAGAACAUUGUCCUGCAACGGAUAUUUAUGAAAUAGCUUUAUCUACUGUCGGCGGAGAAAUUUUUUCAAUGUUGAAUGCCAAUCAUUCUAUAAUGGUGCGGUUUGAUGAUUCUAAUUUUUAUUCUAUUAAUAUCUACAAAGAAUGUUAUGACUUUCAAUUCGAAAUCGAGGUAUAUUUUGGCUAUUAUAUUGAUGUCCUCGAAUUACAAGACUUGUUGGCACUGUGUGAAAACGGAACCGUUAUUGAGAAAUUAUUUUGUGAUCCGUUUAGCAUUUAUAAUGUAAACUAUGUUGAUGAUUCAGUGUUUCCAUAUUUUUCUGGUGUAAAUAUUUUUUUUUCGGACGAGCUUCAUCACUGUACCGCUUUGUUCAGAAAUUUCAUCACGCAAAAGAACUAUACAGUGACUAACGUUGAUUUAAACUUUUUUCUUUACAACAUGACUUCCUGUUGGGGAAUGAUGUCACUACUCAAUCAACAGAACAUUUUCAUUCUACAACCGAAUGAAUAUGAUAUGCAAGGAAUGUUAGUACUUGGAGAGAUGGCAGUCGGAUUUAGUCAACCUGAUUACAAAGCGGUUUUUAUUGGGACACAAGAUGGCUCUUGUAUGAAACGUUUUGUCGAGUACUUUCGUCUAAACAGUUAUUAUACUAGUGAAGAGUACAUUCUUAGCCCUGAUGUGAUAAUUGAAUUCAAAAAUGAGAACUCUUGCCUAGAAGUUUAUUAUAAUUGCCGCAAAGAUUGGGAUUUUAUUUUACCUGUCGAUUUACCAAAUAAAUCCCUUGCUUAUUUGCAGAUGGUUAUAGCAGGAGAAGUGACGCUUGUAAAUUGUUUCGUACUUUAUAUAUUUCUUCAAAAAUCCAACCGUUCGCCUACAACACUACUCUUAUCAAUGCUGGCAGUGUCUGACACUCUGACAGCGUUGUUUAUAUGUAUACCAACGAUUAUCGCUUACCAAGUUUAUCAACAUCAUAUCAGUUUUAAUGGUACUGUUCUUUCAUGGAACUUAAUUGACUACAAUUCGUGCAUAAUAAGCGGCGCAACACACUUUAAAUAUGCUUUCCAUUUAUUGUCCGUUCUCAUAACAACUUUGUUGAGUAUGCAGAAGGCAAUAGCUCUUCGUUUUCCAUUAUGGAGCAUAAGAGGCUUAACCAACAACAGAAGUGUCAAAAGUUCGGCUAUUGCAUUUACACUGAGCAUAAUUCUAUUCUUACCAAAUGUCGUAAUAUGGAAGAUUCUUUCCAAAGACGUUGAUGGAAGCUGUUGCAUAGAUGGUGACCUAAUCGUAAAAUAUUACGACGUGUACAGAAAUAUAAAUCUAACGAGCGAUAUAUUGACUGUUAUUGCUAUAUUCAUUUCUCUAAUAUGUACAAUUUACAUAACUUGUAAAUUGACAUGCCUUCGACGAAAUCUCCCGUGGUCUGACAACAUGACUGUCAGGAAAAAACACCUUAUGUCCGCCAUUACUGUCGUUGUCAUCUGCGGCAUAUUCAUUGCAUCAGAAGUAUUGCAUAUCAUGACAGGUGUAAUGUUCUGGAUUGUGACCUAUUAUGAGAGUGAUUAUAAGCUUGUAACAUUACUUGAAAGUACCAAACAAUAUUCCGACCUUAGCUUAUUGAUAGGAUUUUCCUUAAAUUUCGUAGUCUAUCUUGCAAUGAGUACGCAACUGCGAGAAAAGCUUUUAAAUGGUGCCAAAGAAAUAACUGGAUCUAAACGGCGUAAGAAAAAUGACCGCAAAAGUGUGUCAAAUAGCACUACUAGGAAAUAUAUAAAUUCGAAUUCGAAUGAAUCUUAAAUCUUCACAAAUACUUAUCAUUUUGUGAAAUUAACAACAACAUGGCUUGUACUGUGCCCAAUGACAUAUAGGCUAACUGAGCAAUCAGCAUAAUGAUAAUUAAAAAUGUCAAUGACUCGAUUUUUAAAUACUAGUACAUAUAACUGUGUAUAAUGAACGGGCCGACUGUUUUACUUCCCGAAUAUAUUCGAGAAGGAGAUGUCUUAGGUGUCUCAAUUUGAAUAGUUACAAUCAACC
Molecule: messenger RNA, 2369 nt
Organism: Mytilus trossulus (common blue mussel)
Lineage: Eukaryota; Metazoa; Mollusca; Bivalvia; Mytilida; Mytilidae
Exons: 2
Coding region: 249-2132 (627 amino acids)
Biological process (GO): G protein-coupled receptor signaling pathway
Cellular component (GO): plasma membrane
Molecular function (GO): G protein-coupled receptor activity
Source: RefSeq, a predicted model, not a curated record